Molecule: messenger RNA, 243 nt
Organism: Prunus armeniaca (apricot)
Lineage: Eukaryota; Viridiplantae; Streptophyta; Magnoliopsida; Rosales; Rosaceae
Source: the annotation of a GenBank genome assembly
AUGCUCGCCAGGUCUGGGUUGGUUGGCGAUAAGCAGGGGAAGGGUGGAGUUGGGCUGAGAGAGAGAGAGAAGGGUGGUGGUGGUAGGGUUGGGUUGGAUGCGAGAGGGCUUAAGUCGGAGGAGGAAGGAUGGGGUUGGCUGGGUGGGGGGAUGAUGGGAGGUCGAUUUGACAGGGUGCACUUAGAUCAUAGAGUGUACUCAGUUAAUUUUAGGGUUCGUUUAGCAACACUCUUAGAGAUUUAA